This is a messenger RNA of Pantherophis guttatus, 1391 nucleotides long. RefSeq names its product tropomodulin 4 (gene TMOD4). Gene Ontology annotation, biological process: actin filament organization; myofibril assembly; pointed-end actin filament capping. Gene Ontology annotation, cellular component: myofibril; striated muscle thin filament; cytoskeleton. Gene Ontology annotation, molecular function: tropomyosin binding. The record is from RefSeq and is a predicted model, not a curated record. Lineage: Eukaryota; Metazoa; Chordata; Lepidosauria; Squamata; Colubridae.
UAAAAAAGCGCUGAGCUCACCCUCCCCUCGCCCGCCUCGCCAUUGGCCGCCCGCUGGGUGCACAGCGCCGGGGGGGGGCCGGCGGGGGCCAGGCAGAGGCUGCCGCUGACCAAGGGGAGACCCUCCGCCAACUGCCUCUUGGCUACGCUCACCAUGACGACUUCCUACCGACAAGAGCUGGAGAAAUACCGAGAUAUCGAUGAAGACAAGCUCCUCAAGGAACUCUCCCCAGAGGAGCUGGAGCAGCUCGAUCUGGAGCUGCAGGAAAUGGAUCCAGAAAACUUGAUGCUCCCGGCUGGGCUCCGGCAACGGGACCAGACGAAGAAGGACCCCACGGGGCCCCUGGACCGAGACGCCCUGAUGCAGCACCUGGAGAAGCAGGCAAUAGAAGUGAAGGAACGGGAAGACCUGGUGCCCUUCACGGGGGAGAAGAAAGGGAAGCCUUUCGUCCCAAAAGUUGAGAAGAAAGAAGUCAUCAAAGAAGAGGACGUGAUCCUGGAGCCGGAACUGGAAGAAGCUUUGGCUAACGCCACCGACGCCGAAAUGUGUGACAUUGCAGCCAUCCUGGGCAUGUACACCCUGAUGAGCAACAAGCAAUAUUAUGAAGCCAUCUGCAGCGGCAACAUCACCAGCACGGAAGGCAUCAACAGUGUUGUUCAGCCGGACAAGUACAAGCCGGUCCCGGACGAGCCCCCCAACCCCACCAACGUUGAAGAAACCCUGGCAAAAGUCCGAAGCAACGACAGAGGCCUGGAAGAGGUGAACCUGAAUAACAUCCAGGACAUCCCCAUCCAGACCCUGAAGGAGAUCUGCGAAGCGAUGAAAACCAACACUCAGGUGAAGAAGCUCAGCUUAGUGGCCACCAGAAGCAACGAUCCAGUGGCCCACGCGGUGGCCGAGAUGCUAAAGGAGAACAAAAGCCUCCAGAGUCUCAACAUCGAGUCCAACUUCAUCACCAGCGCAGGGAUGAUGGAGGUCAUCAAAGCCAUGAAGGGAAACAGCACCUUGGCCGAACUGAAGGUGGACAAUCAGCGCCAGUGGCUGGGCGACUCGGUGGAGAUGGAGAUGGCUGCCAUGCUUGAGAACUGCACCUCCAUCACCCGGUUCGGGUACCACUUCACGCAGCAGGGCCCCAGAGCCCGAGCCUCCAUCGCCAUCACCAGGAACAACGAACUGCGACGCAAACAGAAGAAGACAUAAAUUGGGGGUACAAUCCAUCAUCCCGGAAGCGACUUUCAUGGCUCAGGCAUCUCCCCACGGCUAUCACUCCAAAGCAGCCCAAGAGCAAUUCUGGGGCUCACGUGCCCCAACUCAGGUUUUUCUCCUCCCUUCACCUCCGAGGGCCCCCCUGCCUUUGAAAUACCUCUGUAAAUAAAGAGAUCUGAAUGAUG